Messenger RNA from Anopheles cruzii, 1279 nucleotides. RefSeq names its product zinc carboxypeptidase-like. The record is from RefSeq and is a predicted model, not a curated record. The coding region runs from base 1 to 1248 and encodes 415 amino acids. The transcript has 4 exons. Gene Ontology annotation, molecular function: zinc ion binding; metallocarboxypeptidase activity. NCBI's taxonomy places the organism in Eukaryota, Metazoa, Arthropoda, Insecta, Diptera, Culicidae. Gene Ontology annotation, biological process: proteolysis.
AUGGCACCGUCCAGAGUAGUCGCAACCGUGGUUUGCCUUCUGGCAGCCCUUUCGUCGGUAGUCGAGGGCGAACCGGCGCGCUACGAUAACUAUCGUGUCCUGAAGCUAUCGAUUGACCGCCAGGAUCAACUGGAGCUGCUUCAGCUCAUCGAACAGCAGCCCGAUGGUUACACCUUCCUGAGCGAUCCCGUGCACCUGAAUAGCACCGUAAAGCUAGUGGUCCCUCCACAUAAGUCGGCCGAAUUCGCAGAGCUCCGCGAGCGAUUCGCCCUGCAGGCUUCGGUGGCGUUCGAAAACCUGCAGGAUGUCAUCGACCGGCAGCUGAAGGGUCGACGUGAAACAUUCGGAUGGGCCGCCUAUCAUACCCUGGAAGAUAUCAACGACUGGCUGGACACGCUGGUCACCGACCAUCCGGGCGUUGUUAGUGCCAUUGUGGCUGGGGAGACGUACGAAGGGCGACAGAUCCGCGGGGUUAAAGUGUCCUAUAAGGCGGGCAAUCCGGCCAUUUUCAUCGAGGGAACGAUCCAUGCUCGAGAGUGGAUCAGUGCGGCGACCGUUACCUGGGUGUUGAACGAGUUGCUCACUUCGGAGGACCCCACGGUGCGCGAUAUUGCCGAGAACUACGAUUGGCACAUCGUGCCGGUGGCCAAUCCGGAUGGGUACGCGUACACUCACAGCACGAACCGGUUGUGGCGCAAGACCCGCUCGCAGCAGAAUGUCCUGUGUUACGGGGCGGACCCGAACCGUAACUGGGACUUCAUGUUUAACCAGGGAGGCACCUCACCCAUUGCGUGCACCGACACCUGGCCGGGACCGUCUCCCUUCUCGGAGAUCGAGACCCGCACUCUGUCGCAAUAUAUCGGCGGUAUUCCGAAUCUAUCGACGUACCUUGACUUCCACUCGUCCGGCCAGCUGCUGAUGGUGCCGUACGGUCACACCAGGGAGCCUCUUGAUAACUACGAUGAGUUGAUGGACAUCGGACGGAAGGCCAUCGCAAAGCUCCAGGAGCGGCACGGUAGCGUCUACCAGGUGGGCAAUAUCGCGGAAAUUAUCUAUAUAGCCUCCGGCAGCAGCCUGGACUGGGUCAAGGGAACACUCCGGACUCCGUUGACGUUCGCGUACGAGCUGCGUGAUACCGGCGAGUACGGGUUCCUGCUACCACCGGAACAGAUCAUCCCGACGGCGGAGGAAACUCUUGACUCGAUCAUCGUCAUCCUCGAGGAAGGCAAAGCCUUGGGUUACCACUAAGGCACGAAUCGGAAUAAAUUGGCCAACGAAG